CAGAUACUAGUAUUUUAUAAUUCCUUGUUUCUUUUCCCACAAGAUCUCCCUUGGUAUGUCUCUUCCCUAUCUUUAGUCAUAUUUUCAGAUACUCGCAAAUCUUGCUAAGUUUACAUUUUUAACGGUCUGUCCUCUUUCAUCUCUUUUGUCCUUUAAUCCUGUCGCCAAAGCACUGUCAGAUACUGCCGCAGAAUUACAAUUCUGGUCAUGUCACACGUAAUUGGCCUGCACCGCUAACUAAAUGCAUUCCUGAUUCCUUAGCAGGGCAUUUGAAAUCCUCCAAACCUGAUCCCAACCCAUCCCUUAGCCUAGGAUCCGGCCAACCAAGAUGCUGGGCUAAUUCCCCAGCGGGCCUUGAGCUGGGAACGUCGCUGUGCUCUCGCUCCUGCCGCUCCCUACCUGGUAGGAAACACUGUACUCCUAAAUCUCCAUUUUACUCCGUCGGCGGCAAGGCUCAGCUUGAGUACCGCGGUCUUUGAGAAAAUUAUUGACCUUCUACUGCUGGGUCCCAGAUCCCCACGCCCUUGUAGUCGACGGUGGGGUGGCUCUGCACUUUACACUCUCGCCACGCUGGGGUAAGACCCCUUCCCCUACUCUCCGCCCUGUAGCUUCGAGAACUGUCCUUGCAGACAGCGUGCGCGGUGUGCGAAUGUGAUCUGGUCCUCUGCCCCAGAUUUACAGAUGGUCGGUUCUGUUUUUAGCUCCUUGAUGCUGCACUAAGCUCUAUCGCUAUUUCUAUCUCUAUUUUCCUCUUACAGUCUCCCGUCAACCGUUUUCGACCUGGGGCGGUACCCACUAGGUCCCACCCAGAGACCCGCUCCUUCUCCCCGAUCCCCUCGAAUGGUCCUCUGAACCCCGCCGCGCGCCCGCCACAGAGCUGCAGUCCUCCGGGCGGCCUAGAGGGGCGCGCCGCCCCCCACUUCCGGCGCGCGCCGCCCGAGGUCAUUCUGUCCCUCACCUGAGGUCACUCCCCGCCGCCCGCGGAGCUAAGGGAGCUCCCUGGAGCAUCAGAACUCAGAAGAAAUCUCAGACAGACCUCCAUCUGCUCACCGCUUCGGCUAGGCAGCCUCUUCAGGCUGUCUCUGCCCAGAAUGGCAGGGAAGUCUGCAGCCUUGGCCUACUGUGCUCCAAAAGGGCAGGAAAGACUCAUCAUGGUGAAGGUCAAAGAAGAAAACUGUGUUUGGGGGCAGGACUUUGGCCGUCAGGGAAGUGCCUGUAGCCAGGAGGCCUUCCGCCAGCAGUUCAGGCGGUUUGGCUACUCUGACUCCGCGGGGCCCCGGGAGGCCCUGGGCCGGCUCCGCGAGCUUUGCUGUCAGUGGCUGAGGCCCGAGGUGCUCAGCAAGGAGCAGAUCCUGGAGCUGCUGGUGCUGGAGCAGUUCCUGGCCAUCCUGCCCGAGGAGCUGCAGGCCUUGUUCCGAGAGAACCGACCAGAGAGUGGAGAGGAUGCCGUGGAGAUGCUCGAGGAGCUGGAGAAGGAGCUCGCCGAGCCAAGGCAGCAGGACACAGCUCAUGGCCAGGGAAUGACCUGGAAGGAAAUGACGUCUGUGGGAGCGCUGAAGUCACCGAGUAUCCAGCUCCAGCCCUUGGAAAAGCAGGGCAAGAAUGAGAUUCAGGAGUGCCAGGCUUUCUAUGAGAGAGAUGGCAAACUUGUGGCUGACAGAGUAUUGACAGCAAAGCAAGAAAUUAUUGAAUGUGUUGCAUCAGCAAUCACAAUACCUCCAAGACGACUCCCUGGGGAAACUCCUUCAGGACAGAUAGUUGAAGAAGCUCUGGGAGGUCUGGACAAUUUUGAGAAACUGAAAGGUAGUGCUUCUGGGAACAAACUGAGUCAAUUCCCUUACCAGGAAAAACAUUUUAGCCUGGCAAGUUUCACCAAGAAAAUCUCCACAGAAAAGAGUCUCCUGGAAUGUAAUGAAAGUAUAGGAAGUCUCAGCCUGAACUCAAACGCUAAAACACAACCGAGAAUUCUCGCUGGGGGUAAGCUCUAUGAGUGCUUGGACUGCGGGAAAGCCUUUUGCCAGAGCUCAAAGCUGAUUAGACAUCAGAGAAUUCAUACUGGAGAGAGACCUUAUGCAUGUCAAGAUUGUAGCAAAGCCUUUAGUCUGAGCUCAGACCUUGUUAGACAUCGGAGAAUUCAUAGUGGUGAGAAACCCUAUGGAUGUUGUGAAUGUGGAAAAGCCUUCAGGGGCAGCUCAGAGCUCAUCCGGCAUCGGAGAAUUCACACUGGAGAGAAGCCUUAUGGAUGCAGUGAAUGUGGGAGAGCUUUCAGCCGGAGCUCAGCCCUUAUUCAGCAUAAGAAGAUUCACACUGGAGACAAAGGCUAUGAAUGUACUGAAUGUGCCCUGGCCUUCCUGCUGAGGUCAGUUGAGGUCUGCUUAUUUACUGAGCACCUGGUAUGUGUCAUUCAUCAGUGGCAGACACGGCCAUUGCAUCUUGAGUUAAGGGCUAGCAGAUUCUUUACCAUUGAGCCACCAAGGAAUCCCUUAUAUGCAUAUGCAUAUUCAGAAAUACAUAUACACACAUAUUCAUAUAUGUGAGUAUGUAGAUAUGUGUGUGUGCAUGUAUGAUUCUGUUGAAAUGCAUGGAUGGCAGGGGAUACCUAACCUCGUCCAUGAGUCACCAAAGUCUUCCUGGAUGUGAUGAAGUCUCAGCUAAGACAUAAAAGGUGGGUAGAGGUCAGCCAGAACAAAGUGAGAAGGAAGAGAAUGUUACACGCAGAGGUUAUCUCAUGCUUGAUGGCAUGAAAAGAGGAUCUGGAGCCAUCCCUUCUUCUGACACUUCUCUCUGGCAACAAUUUGUUCUUGUGGCCCCUGGUUCAGAAGCCAGGAGAGGUGUUGGUUCCUCGCUUCCUAUUUAGUCACUGAGUUGGGUGGCCAAUCCCAAUCUCUUGAAGUACUCAGAGAAUUUGUGUGAUGGGAGACUUGGCUGUGAUGCAUGAAAAAGACACGUUUGUACAUCAAGGAAGGAGUACAUUUUGGAUGCUAGAGGGACAGUGUGGACUGGAGUGUUUGUGUCCCAUGACCCUGGGGCUCAGAAACGAGAAGCUGACAGGAACAUGGGAGUAGGAGGUCUUCCCAGGCUCCACUCUGUCUCAUUCGCUGCUUGCCCUCCUCUUCAUUGGACUCAUAGAUGCUAAGCUACUUGAGGGCAAUGACUAUUUGUUGAAUUACACUCUCAGAUUCCUCAAAACUCUACUUCGCUAAUUUUUGUCAGUUUUAAUUAACUUACCAGUAAUUGUUGAGGACAGUUAAUCCCUAAGAGAAAGUCUGAGUCCUCUUCUAGGAUACCCCAAUUUCCGUUCCUGAUGCUGUCACUUCUGAAGACAUAGUGAUCAAAGUUGUUGUGGGUAACAGGGGAGGUGGGACUGGGGGGACAGCCUUUGUGUCCUGAGGCCAUAGGAUUACUAGUGAGGUCAGUCAGAUAUCGAAAAAGAUUUUUCAGAUGGACAGAGCUGCCUUUUCCUGUAGGUGACAAAUGAUUUCAUGUUUUUCAUGUUUUUAAUACCAUUGAAUAUUUUUUCCUGAUUGUGAAGUGUAAAUCUUGAUAGUACAGAAAAUGAGAGAGUAUAAAUCACCCAGAAUCCCAUCAUCCAUAGAAACAGUUAACAUUUUAGAGUACUUUCUAUUCAUUUUUUUAACGUACCAACCCUAAUAUAUAUAAU
Molecule: messenger RNA, 3661 nt
Organism: Cervus elaphus (red deer)
Lineage: Eukaryota; Metazoa; Chordata; Mammalia; Artiodactyla; Cervidae
Gene: ZSCAN30
Product: zinc finger and SCAN domain containing 30
Exons: 6
Coding region: 1092-2537 (481 amino acids)
Biological process (GO): regulation of transcription by RNA polymerase II
Molecular function (GO): DNA-binding transcription factor activity, RNA polymerase II-specific; RNA polymerase II cis-regulatory region sequence-specific DNA binding
Source: RefSeq, a predicted model, not a curated record